ACGCCAGUCGAGGCCCGCGGCCAAUAACAAGAGUGCUUCUGUCGGCAAUACCAUACAACUCCCCACAUUAGCAACCGCCAUCAUAUAAACCCGAGCACCUCGAAGAUGUUGUUCUGGUUGUCCGUCUUCGCCCUAUCAGCAUUACUGGUAAUGUUGACAUUCCGUUACCGUACCACGCUCAUCCCCUACGUUCCCAACCCGGUCAAGUCGAUGUUCCCGAGACUUGGCCAUUACACACCGUUGUCGACGUUUGCUGAGCAAGCCGAUGCGGGAUUGACCUCCACGAGCUUCGACAUCGAGGCGAACAUUCGGGAGGGCGAUUCGAGGGCUGGUCUGGACGAGCGUGGUACACAGGAGGUUGUGGAGAUUAUGCGUCGUGAGCGAGUCAACUUUGAUCAGGCAAGGCUGAUUAGGCAGAACCGGAUACUGCUUGCCAAUGGUAUCGACCCUUCCGGUAUGCCGCUUGAUGCUAAAGCUGUGACACGCCUCUAAAGAUGCUCCACGCCUCCUGUAUUUUUCUCCUGUAUGUACUAUCUGCCGUGUUGUUGCUUUUGGGCGCAUUGUCGUACCCUACUCUCCUUGGCGUCUCCUUGUCAUCUGCUGCACGCUCCAUCCAUCCGCCUAAUAUCUCGCACUCAAUUUGAUUGCACGCGAUUCGAAUGCAUGCAUGUAUCUCCUUGGUCUUUGUAGGUUGUAGCCGGUAUGUAUCGUCUACAUUGCUGCCUGGGUACUUGAUACUAUCGCCGACUUCCGUCGUCGGAUCCUCGGCAUUAGCACUC
This is a messenger RNA of Rhodofomes roseus, 779 nucleotides long. RefSeq lists its product as uncharacterized. The record is from RefSeq and is a predicted model, not a curated record. The coding region runs from base 106 to 492 and encodes 128 amino acids. The transcript is spliced from 4 exons. NCBI's taxonomy places the organism in Eukaryota, Fungi, Basidiomycota, Agaricomycetes, Polyporales, Fomitopsidaceae.